This is a messenger RNA of Aspergillus mulundensis, 1197 nucleotides long. RefSeq lists its product as uncharacterized. Lineage: Eukaryota; Fungi; Ascomycota; Eurotiomycetes; Eurotiales; Aspergillaceae. The coding region runs from base 1 to 1197 and encodes 398 amino acids. The record is from RefSeq and is a predicted model, not a curated record. The transcript has a single exon.
AUGAACCUCCAUAGCCUUCUGGUUGCCUGUCUCGCUACCUUAGGGGCAACAUCUCAAGCCUGCGAGACUGACGAAGACUGCAGCCUCAAUGGCCUCUGUCGCCGCCAGUCGCCAUGGUCCAAGCUAGGCGAGAAGAGCUGCAAGUGUGAUCCCGGCUGGUUUGGCGAAGAUUGCGGACAUCUUGAUCUGAGGCCCGCAAUCAAGGACAACGGCUACAACCACUCCGCUGACGCAGUCGACUCAAUGCAUCUCGGUCUAUACGGCAACUCCUCCUGGGGUGGAACUGUUGUGCAAGACCCGCAAGACCCGUCGCUCUUUCAUCUCGUUGCCGCACAGUUUGCAUCCGGAUGCGGACUAAGCGGGUGGAGGCCUUUCUCCUUCAUCAUACGCGCGGAAUCACGAAACGGGCCGCAGGGGCCGUAUCACUACGCCGAAAGUAUCAGCGAGCCUUUCCGGCAUAAUCCAGAGGUGAUUUGGAGUCCGGCGGACGAAAAAUACCUGUUAUACAGCAUCGGUGCAGACGACGAGGAGCAGCCACGUGAGAAAUGCGCCAGUAUCAGCUACAAGCGAUGGCCAAACAACAUCUCCGUCUCGACGGCUCCGGAUAUCCGUGGGCCAUGGACACCCUUCAAGCUGGUGUUGGCCUCGGCUGACCCACACUCGACAAACCCCUCGCCCUGGCCACUGUGGACGCCGCAAACCCGUACAAGCAAGAUUGCCCUAGGCGUAGAAGACAUUGCUAUAUUUCUCUUCGACAGAUACGAUAGCGCAUACGAGCUAGUGCACACGCAGAGUUGGAACACGAGCGAGUACAGCCCUACCUGGACGGAGGACAGCUUCUUAUGGCGCGACAAGCGGGGCCAUUGGCACGCCCUUGCACAUUGGAUGAUUGACCUCGUUGAAGAUGGGCAGAAGUGGCCGCGGGUCGGAGCUCAUGUCUUCGCAAGGGAGCUUACAGGGCCGUGGCACUUGCACCUGCACGAGGCAUUCAAUUCAACGGUGACAUAUUCGGAUGGGACUGUCCGAACGCUGAAGAGGCGAGAAAGGGCCAAGAUCUUCUUUAGCAAUGAUGGCGAGAUGACGCCAUUGUACCUGGUAAAUGGAGUUCAGGAGAUGGGUGAGGGAUCAAGAAGUUCGACGUUCGUUCAACCAAUCGGCGAGGCCUGGAAGGACUUUGAAAAGCGGUUGGGUUUCUAG